Messenger RNA from Solea solea (common sole), 1035 nucleotides. It is a transcript of the gene nudcd2, whose product is annotated as NudC domain containing 2. Gene Ontology annotation, biological process: protein folding. Bases 218 to 691 code for a protein of 157 amino acids. The record is from RefSeq and is a predicted model, not a curated record. Lineage: Eukaryota; Metazoa; Chordata; Actinopteri; Pleuronectiformes; Soleidae. Gene Ontology annotation, cellular component: cytoplasm. The transcript is spliced from 4 exons.
GAGUGAGGGGCAAAACAAAUGGCUUACAUUGCGACGUGUUCUUAAAAAUUGGGGUUUUUUCGUCAGAGAACAUCUCUCUGAGUUGACAUAACUAACCGUCACUGAAAACAGUCAUGUUUAGUCGGCCGUGCGUCAACAGUAGUCAAGAGUAACUUCUCUGUUAGCCUGACCGAGCUAGCCGCCGUUAGCAGAGUCUGACAGACUCUGUAGCCAUAGGAUGUCGGUGCACUUCGAGGAGAGGAGCGGGGUGAUCCCCUGCAGGACUCCGUGGGGCUCCUGGUACCAAACCAUGGAGGAUGUCUUCAUCGAAGUCAAUGUGCCACAUGGGACGUCAGCCAAAGAAGUCAGGUGUCACCUGGGAUCCAGAGACAUUGAGCUGCAAGUCAAAGGGCAGGAAAUAUUCAAGGGGAGAUUGUUUGACACAACUAUGUCUGAUGAGGCUACAUGGACACUAGAGGACAAGUGUCUCAUCCGGAUUAUUCUGAUGAAGACCAACAGACAGGCAGGGAACUGCUGGUCCUCCCUGCUCGAGGGGGAGUAUUGUGCCAAUGCCUGGGUCCAGGACCAGAUGCAGAGAAAACUCACAUUAGAGAGGUUUCAACGGGAGAAUCCUGGAUUUGACUUCAGUGGUGCGGAAAUCUCCGGGAAUUUUCAUGGUGGUGGUCCCGACUUUUCCAGUUUACAGAAGUGAACGUUGCUGUCGUCAAACACGUCACCUCUAUGGAAUGGACACUGUUGAAAACAUCCAUGCUGUGGCAGAGGAUCCAUCACACUCUCGGCAAAGAGAAGCCCAAAGGUUUGCUUUCAGAGGAACAGUUACUGGUUUGUUUACUGGACACGUGUUUGACCAAGACAGAAUCUUAUUGGUCAUAAGUAUUCUUUCUUCCGACUGUCCUGGUUUGCUCAAGACUGACUUAUUCCCAAGCGGAAAUGUUGGAUCCGAUUGUGAAAAGCUUUUCAGAGUGAUGUCUUGUAAUAAUGAAACUGAUACAGCAAUAACUUUUCAAUAAAGUUUUAUUGAAAGGUACAAGUGCA